Molecule: messenger RNA, 2733 nt
Organism: Onychomys torridus (southern grasshopper mouse)
Lineage: Eukaryota; Metazoa; Chordata; Mammalia; Rodentia; Cricetidae
Gene: Mknk2
Product: MAPK interacting serine/threonine kinase 2
Exons: 13
Coding region: 175-1554 (459 amino acids)
Biological process (GO): protein autophosphorylation; intracellular signal transduction; peptidyl-serine phosphorylation
Cellular component (GO): nucleus; cytoplasm
Molecular function (GO): calcium-dependent protein serine/threonine kinase activity; ATP binding; calcium/calmodulin-dependent protein kinase activity
Source: RefSeq, a predicted model, not a curated record
GGCGGAGGAGGCGGCGGCGGCGCUGUUCCCCGCGCAGUCCUCGGAGCGGGGUCCGGGCUGUGCGAGGUCGGGCGACGGCGCUGCGACCCCGGCCGGUGUCCGACCCCGGGUCGCCUCCCAGGCCGCCCCCCGGGCCCCGCGUCCCCUCCCCCGCUGGCGGGGCCCGGACUAAAGAUGGUGCAGAAGAGAACAGCCGAACUUCAGGGCUUCCACCGUUCGUUCAAGGGGCAGAAUCCUUUUGAGCUGGCCUUCUCCUUGGACCCUGCUCAGCACGGGGACGCUGAUUUCAGUCCACAGUGUGAGGCCCGACCUGACAUGCCCUCCAGCCAGCCCAUCGACAUCCCGGAUGCCAAGAAGAGAGGCCGGAAAAAGAAGCGCUGUCGGGCUACUGACAGCUUCUCAGGCAGGUUCGAAGAUGUCUACCAGCUACAGGAGGAUGUGCUAGGGGAAGGGGCCCAUGCCCGUGUGCAGACCUGUGUCAAUCUGAUCACCAACCAGGAGUAUGCUGUCAAGAUCAUCGAGAAGCAGCUGGGCCACAUCCGCAGCAGGGUGUUCCGGGAGGUGGAGAUGCUGUACCAGUGCCAGGGACAUAGGAAUGUCCUAGAGCUGAUUGAGUUCUUCGAGGAAGAGGACCGUUUCUACCUGGUGUUUGAGAAGAUGCGCGGAGGGUCCAUCCUGAGCCACAUCCACAGAAGGCGCCACUUUAAUGAGCUGGAGGCCAGCGUGGUGGUGCAGGACGUGGCCAGUGCCCUGGACUUCCUGCAUAACAAAGGCAUCGCCCACAGGGACCUAAAGCCAGAGAACAUCCUGUGUGAGCACCCCGACCAGGUCUCGCCUGUGAAGAUCUGCGACUUUGACCUGGGCAGUGGCAUCAAGCUCAAUGGCGACUGCUCUCCCAUCUCCACGCCUGAGCUGCUCACCCCGUGUGGGUCAGCUGAGUACAUGGCCCCAGAGGUGGUGGAGGCCUUCAGUGAGGAGGCCAGCAUCUAUGACAAGCGCUGUGACCUGUGGAGCCUGGGCGUCAUCCUCUACAUCCUGCUCAGCGGCUACCCGCCCUUCGUGGGCCACUGUGGCAGUGACUGUGGCUGGGAUCGAGGAGAGGCCUGCCCAGCCUGCCAGAACAUGCUGUUUGAGAGCAUCCAGGAGGGGAAAUAUGAGUUCCCCGACAAGGACUGGGCCCACAUCUCCUUCGCUGCCAAAGACCUCAUCUCCAAGCUGCUGGUCCGAGAUGCCAAGCAGAGGUUGAGCGCUGCCCAAGUCCUGCAGCACCCAUGGGUGCAGGGGUGCGCUCCAGAGAACACCCUACCGACACCCUUGGUUCUGCAGAGGAACAGCUGUGCCAAAGACCUCACGUCCUUUGCGGCUGAGGCCAUUGCCAUGAACCGGCAGCUGGCCCAGUGUGAGGAGGACGCCGGGCAGGACCAGCCUGUGGUCAUCCGAGCUACCUCACGCUGCCUGCAGCUGUCUCCACCCUCCCAGUCCAAGCUGGCCCAGCGGCGCCAGAGGGCAAGCCUGUCCGGCACCCCCGUGGUCCUUGUGGGGGACCGUGCGUGACCCCCACCAUCCCCUUGUACAUACGCUCCUGCCCUGCAGGGCCUGAAGGCUAGGGACCUGGGUGCCCCUUCCCCUUGCCCUCCCAGGCACCAGCUCACCGGGGUCCUGCGGGGGAUGUAGGGUUGGUUCUGUUGGGAGGGAGGUGUUCUCUUUUUCUCCCUGUCCUCCACCCCGCCCGUCUAUUUGGCUUUGUUUUGUUUUGUUCUCCUUUUACCACUAUUGAAAGCAAGUGCCCAGGAGGAGGGCGGAGGGUUCGGGCCACCUGGCCUGCACCCCGCGAUGCUCGCCUGUCAACUGUGAAGGCCCUGCCGCCUGCACCCCCACCUCCACUCCGGCUACUCCGCUGUCUUCCAGGGCUGGGGAUCCCACAGGGUCAGCACCCCACACUUUCCCUAUCCCUCAGUAUUGUCAGGGACAGGCUCACCUGGUGAGCACAGUUGCCCUUUGUCUGUCCAGCAGAGCACCCUUGGAGCUGGGGCAUGGAAUUCCACUGUCUUGGAUAGAGACCUCUGAGGGGGCGGGUAGAUGGGGACAAUGCACCUGAUUGACCCCCAGUCCCCAUCCCCUACCUGCUCUGUCCCUUGGAGGGUUGACAAUCAGAAUCUUCUCCAGGCUGCGGAGCUCUUGCUCCCAAUCCACUUGCCAGGGGCAGAGAUGGAGGAGGACCCUGCAUCUAGCUAGCUCCACCAAGGCAGGAGAGGUGCUGGACAAGGCCCACAUCAGCAGACAUGGGGUCCCCACGUGUCUCCCCACCCAGGGCACCUGAGUGCCCCUUCUCAGGGCUCAGCCUGACCACGGCCAUGUCGUGCCCUAUGCUGCCCCUGGGUCUGGAGUUCACAAGCUCUCCUGGCUACUUCUGUUACCCAGAGGUCCCUCACCUUCCCUCUGCCCCCAAGGGCAGUGACUUGGGUGUGUCUACCUUCAGGAAAGGGGCUAACGCUGCCUUGGCCUCCCUUGGGCAUCCAAGAGGCUGGGAAGGCCUGGGGGCUGUUUCUAGCCACGAGCUACUAUGCAAUAUGAGUUCCCAUUUUCUCCGUGGCCCGCUGGACGGGGGCGGCUUCGGGGGCCAGGCCACCCCGCCCUGCAACUCUGCUCAGGUGUCUCCAGGGCAGCCCCUGGCCUCAAAAUCCUUGGUCAAGAUUGUUCGUCAAGUUUAGUUUAGGCUCUUUUUUUUUUUUU